This is a messenger RNA of Copidosoma floridanum, 399 nucleotides long. Its product is annotated as histone H2B.1/H2B.2. The record is from RefSeq and is a predicted model, not a curated record. Lineage: Eukaryota; Metazoa; Arthropoda; Insecta; Hymenoptera; Encyrtidae.
AUCUGAUACAACUUGUGCAUCAUCAUGCCACCAAAAGCAUCAGGCAAAGCUGUCAAGAAGGCUGGCAAAGCAGUGAAGAACAUUACUAAGGGUGACAAGAAGAAGAAGCACAAGAAAAGGAAGGAAAGCUACGCCAUUUACAUCUACAAGGUUCUGAAGCAAGUCCAUCCCGACACUGGCGUCUCUUCCAAGGCGAUGAGCAUCAUGAACAGCUUCGUCAACGACAUCUUCGAACGCAUUGCCUCCGAAGCUUCCCGUUUGGCUCAUUACAACAAGCGAUCUACAAUCACAUCUCGGGAAAUUCAAACUGCAGUCAGGCUAUUACUCCCUGGUGAGCUGGCCAAACACGCCGUCUCUGAGGGAACCAAGGCUGUUACCAAAUACACAAGCUCCAAGUAA